Molecule: messenger RNA, 885 nt
Organism: Lobosporangium transversale
Lineage: Eukaryota; Fungi; Mortierellomycota; Mortierellomycetes; Mortierellales; Mortierellaceae
Exons: 6
Coding region: 1-885 (294 amino acids)
Source: RefSeq, a predicted model, not a curated record
AUGUUAACAAUUAUGAAAGCCGAUAACAGCAUCAAUGAAGGAUUUCGUUUCAAAACUACUUCUUCCUCUACAACUAAUGGCAGUUCGUCAUACUCUGUGAUCGAGCCUUUACGCAUUACGUUCUAUCCUAACAAGGUAUUAAAUGUCAUUACAGGAGCACCGCAAUCACAUAGCUUCAGCAGUACCAAUAGCAGCACCAGCAACAGUGGAUCCGUCAUCCUAUUGCCUACAUCGGGAAAGCCAGCAAAAUUAGCCUUCCUCGGGCCUUCUUUUAACGUUAUCAAACUUAGUCUAGAUUCUGAACUACACGAGUAUCCAAUCCCAUGGCUGUUCAUCAUUUUGCCUGUUGACAGCACCAAGUGGGGCUCACGGAAUGCGCUGGGGGGUGGUUCUGCCUUCAUCGCUUUUGUUAGUGUGGGAAGCAUACUGCAGGGGCAAGCAAGAGCAGUCAAAACUAAAUGUAAUGCCAAAUAUGACGGAUAUGAAGCCCGAAACAGACCAGUUCGCAAUCUUGAUGUCGCCACGCUGCUUCGAGGUAGCGAUGAAGAUAGGGAGGUUGGGGGCUUGUAUAGGAUUACAACCGAAGAAAGCAUUACCAAGAAAUUACUUUCAAUAUCCACGCGAUAUGAAAUACUUAUUCGUGUCAUGGGACCUAGCAAGAUGAAGAUGAUUCAUAUUUUCUUAUUCCCGGACCUCACAAAGCUUUCCAGUUUACCAUCACACUUCCAUAAAUUACUCUUUGAGAUGAGACUUGGAUUGAUUGAGGCUGGUGGGCUCUCAGUCCUUGUAAAUUCGCCCAAGCCCAAUAUAGCUUUGAUCAUUUUGGACUUUGAGGGCAACUAUAAAGGGGAUAAAGGAGUUCUGGCACUGGCAGGAGUGCUCUAA